Messenger RNA from Sorex fumeus (smoky shrew), 1984 nucleotides. It is a transcript of the gene SYN3, whose product is annotated as synapsin III. The transcript is spliced from 13 exons. Gene Ontology annotation, cellular component: synaptic vesicle; synaptic vesicle membrane. Gene Ontology annotation, molecular function: ATP binding. Gene Ontology annotation, biological process: neurotransmitter secretion. The coding region runs from base 70 to 1785 and encodes 571 amino acids. The record is from RefSeq and is a predicted model, not a curated record. Lineage: Eukaryota; Metazoa; Chordata; Mammalia; Eulipotyphla; Soricidae.
CCCCCGGUCCCCCGGGCCCAGACCCCGAGCAGAGCCGUCGGAACCGGGCCCGGCCCGCCGCGCCCAGCCAUGAACUUCCUGCGGCGCCGCCUGUCCGACAGCAGCUUCGUGGCCAACCUGCCCAACGGCUACAUGGGCGACCUGCAGCGGCCCGACAGCUCCACCAGCUCCCCCGCCUCCCCGGCCAUGGAGCGCCGGCGCCCGCAGCCCCUGGCCGCCUCCUUCUCCUCGCCGGGCUCCAGCCUCUUCAGCUCCUUCUCCAGCGCCAUGAAGCCCACCUCGCCCGCCCCCGCGGGGCUCGUGGAGCCCCCCGGCCCCGCCGCGCCCGUGGUGGUGCACAGACCCCGCGUCCUGCUGGUCAUCGACGACGCCCACACGGACUGGGCCAAGUAUUUCCACGGGAAGAAAGUGAACGGCGAGAUUGAGAUUCGGGUGGAGCAGGCAGAAUUCUCUGAGUUGAAUCUGGCCGCUUAUGUCACGGGAGGCUGUAUGGUGGACAUGCAAGUCGUGAGAAAUGGGACCAAGGUAGUAAGGUCCUUCAAGCCAGACUUCAUCCUCGUCCGCCAGCACGCCUACAGCAUGGCGCUUGGGGAGGACUAUCGCAGCCUGCUCAUUGGCCUGCAGUAUGGGGGCCUGCCUGCUGUCAACUCCCUCUACUCUGUCUACAACUUCUGCAGCAAGCCCUGGGUGUUCUCGCAGCUCAUCAAGAUCUUCCACUCCCUGGGUCCUGAGAAGUUUCCGUUGGUGGAACAGACCUUCUUCCCUAACCACAAGCCCAUGCUCACAGCCCCACAUUUCCCUGUGGUGGUGAAGCUGGGACAUGCGCAUGCCGGCAUGGGAAAGAUCAAGGUGGAAAACCAGCAUGACUACCUGGACAUCACCAGCAUCGUGGCCAUGGCCAAGACCUACGCCACCACUGAGGCCUUCAUUGACUCCAAGUACGACAUCCGCAUCCAGAAAAUCGGAUCCAACUACAAGGCCUACAUGAGAACCUCCAUUUCCGGAAACUGGAAGGCCAACACCGGUUCCGCCAUGCUCGAGCAGGUGGCCAUGACCGAGAGGUACAGGCUGUGGGUGGACAGCUGCUCUGAGAUGUUCGGUGGCCUGGACAUCUGCGCCGUCAAAGCCGUCCACAGCAAGGACGGCCGAGACUUCAUCAUCGAGGUGAUGGACAGCUCGAUGCCCCUGAUCGGGGAGCACGUGGAGGAGGACAGACAGCUGAUAGCCGACCUUGUUGUCUCCAGAAUGGGCCAACUCCUGGUGCCCGGGGGCACCGUGCCCUCGCCCCUGAGGCCGUGGGCUCCACAGAGUAAACCAGCAAAGUCCCCGCUUGGACAGUCCCAGCCUCGCCCACCCACACAAGGGGGCCCUCGCCAAGCUCAGUCUCCUCAGCCCCCGCGAUCUGGAAGCCCCUCUCAACAGAGGCUCUCCCCUCAAGGCCAGCAGCCCCUGAGCCCCUCGUCGGGAUCUCCGCAGCAGCGAUCCCCCGGCUCCCCGCAGCUCUCCCGGGCAUCAGGGGGCAGCUCUGCAAACCAGGCCUCCAAGCCAGGCUCGGCCUUGCCCUCCCAGCCCCGGCCCCCCAUGCAGGGCCGCAGCACCUCCCAACAGGGGGAGGAGUCCAGGAGGUCAGCACCACCCCACCCCCAUCUAAACAAAUCCCAGUCCCUGACCAACAGCCUCAGCACUUCAGACGCAGCCCAGCGUGGGCCCCCGAGCGAAGACGAGGCCAAGGCCGAAACCAUCCGCAACCUGAGGAAGUCUUUCGCCAGCCUCUUCUCGGACUAAGAGGUCCGGGCUGGGAGUGGGGGGCCGUGGCCCUCUCCCCACUCCUGCUUCAUCUUCCUCCUCAGCCUUGGUUCCGAGGCGAGCCGGAUGGAGGCCUGAGAAGACCCUCAGGGACCUUCACCCAGGAAGUGCACGCGUGCCCUGCCCUCCCUCCGCCGCGCCGUUUUCAGCGCGGGCUGCCUGGGUGAUGGACUUGGAG